UUAGGUUCCAGCAACGGAAUUGGAAGAGCUGCGGCAGUCCUUUUUGCAAAAGAAGGAGCUAAAUUAACGAUUACAGGACGAGAUGAGAAAGCACUUGAGGAAACGAAGUCAGAAUGUUUGAAGGCCGGUGCAAAGGACGCUGAUUUGUUAUCAAUAAUUGGGGAUAUUACAAUCGAGGAGAUUCAGAAUAAGCUAAUUGAUGAAACAGUGAAAAAAUUUGGCAAAUUGGAUGUUUUGGUAAAUAAUCAUGGAGGCGCUUUCCAAGAGCGAGAUAGCACAGGCAAAUAUCUUCUUGACGUUUUUGAUAAGACUAUUAAUCUUAACUGCAAAAGUUCGCUUGCGAUGAGUGGAAAAGCAAUGUCGCACCUCAAAGCCACGAAGGGCUGUAUCGUAAAUGUAAGCAGCAUAGCUUCUAAAAUGGAGGGCGCUCCACACGUUUUUUACGCAGCAGCAAAAAGUGCUCUGGAUCAUAUUACUAGGAAUUUAGCUUUAGAGAAUGCCAAAAGUGGAGUUCGCAUAAAUGCAGUAAACCCAGGAGUAAUCAAAACACAGUUUAUGAAAAAACUAGGUUUUACAGACGAAGCUAUAGAAAAAACCCUGAAGGUUGUAACUGAAGAAUCGAUUCCAAUUGGACGAUUUGGAGUCCCGGAUGAUAUUGGGCACAUGAUACUGUUUUUGUCAGAUAAUAUAACAGCCGGGUUUAUUACGGGGCAAACGUUUGUUGUUGAUGGAGGAACAACGUUGACGAAUCCCUGGUACAACAAUCCGCGUAUGGCAGAACUUAUGAAACAUUAA
Enterobius vermicularis (human pinworm) is the source of this 795-nucleotide messenger RNA. Lineage: Eukaryota; Metazoa; Nematoda; Chromadorea; Rhabditida; Oxyuridae. The record is from the annotation of a GenBank genome assembly.